AGUGCAAAGCUAACUGCACGUAUAAUCUGUGGCAAAGAGCACGGGGAGACAGCUAAGAGACAGUGACAAUGUCUUUAAACUGGCAGACAAUUCCUACUCGACUUGGAGUUUUUAGAGUGAACUGCAAAGGACUAGCAUGCCUCUUGGUCUUCACAGUGAGCGUUUGUGGCAGCACCCCGGGGAUGUGUCCAGCAGCCUGCAUCUGUGCCAGUGAUAUUGUAAGCUGCACCAAUAAGAACCUCUCUCGGGUGCCAGGAAAUCUUUAUAAAUGUAUGAAAAGACUGGAUCUGAGUUAUAACAGAAUCGGGUUUUUGGAGCCUGAAUGGGUCCCAGCACUGUUUGAGAAACUGAACACUUUAAUAAUCAAUCAUAAUAGCAUUAGCAGCAUUAUCACUGGAAGCUUUUCCACAACACCAAAUCUGAAGUACCUAGACUUGUCAUCCAACAGCCUGAAGACGCUGAGCAGCCCGGUGUUUCAGGAGCUAAGGGCACUGGAGGUUCUCCUGCUGUACAACAACCAGAUAACACAGAUAGAGUCUUCAGCCUUUGGAGGACUCUACAAGUUACAGAAACUGUACUUAAGCUAUAACUUGCUCUCACAUUUCCCCCUGGACUUGUACACUGGAAAACAUAAACUGACAGACCUUGUGUUGCUAGACAUUUCCUUUAAUCACAUCCAGUCGAUGCCUGUUCAGCGCCUGAGUUCAGUGAUGGCCAAACAUCUUAGUGGAAUUUAUCUUCAUGGCAACCCAUUUUAUUGUGACUGUAUGCUGUACUCCAUGCUAAUCUUCUGGUAUCAAAGGCACUUCAGCUCGGUGGUGGACUUCAAAAAUGAGUACACCUGCUUGUUGCGAUCAGACCCAAGAGGUUACAAUAAACUGCCUUUACUGCACGACAACUUUCUGAAUUGCUCUGAAAGCACCGUCAAUAGCUCUUUCCAAGCCUUUGGGUUUAUUCAAGAUGCCCAGGUUGGUGACAGGCUGAUUGUACACUGUGACAGCAGAAUCAGCGAUGCAGGCACAGACUUUGUUUGGAUUAGUCCGGACAAUAAAUUACUGGAGCCAGACCGGGGGACUGACAACUUUAAGGUGUUCCGUAACGGUAGCCUGGAGAUAACAGAUGCCCAGCUAGAGGACUCGGGGCUGUAUUCCUGCAUCGCAAUAAAUAAGAAAAGACUAUUAAAUGAAACCAUAGAGGUUAGAAUAAAUGUUAGCAAUUUUACAGUGAACAGGUCCCAUGCUCAUGAAGCAUUUAAUACAGCUUUUACCACCCUUGCUGCCUGUGUAGCCAGUAUUGUUUUAGUACUGCUGUAUCUCUAUCUGACGCCCUGUCCAUGUCAAUGUAAGGCGAAAAAGAGGAAGAGGAAGCUGAACCAAAGCAACAUACUCAAUUCCACACCACCACAAGAGCUGCCAGCUGAUGAGAAGAAGGUUAGCACUGGUAAACGAGUGGUUUUCCUGGAACCUGUGCACGAACCAAAACACAGUCAGAAUGGGAAAGUGAAACUGUUUCCCAAUGACAAUGUCAUCGGUGAGAGUAUCUUAAAAACUACUCGAACAAAAUCUGACUCUGAUUCUGUCAACUCUGUGUUCUCAGAUACACCUUUCAUGCCCUCAACUUAGUUUGCUGCCUGUGUUUGUAUCGUGCAGUUAUGUUUCUGAAUACCUCUUUUGCCUGUAGCAACCACCAGGACAAAUAAAUAAAAAGACAGAAAAUGUUUUAA
Pterocles gutturalis (yellow-throated sandgrouse) is the source of this 1723-nucleotide messenger RNA. RefSeq names its product adhesion molecule with Ig-like domain 2 (gene AMIGO2). The coding region runs from base 69 to 1622 and encodes 517 amino acids. The record is from RefSeq and is a predicted model, not a curated record. Gene Ontology annotation, cellular component: plasma membrane. NCBI's taxonomy places the organism in Eukaryota, Metazoa, Chordata, Aves, Pterocliformes, Pteroclidae. Gene Ontology annotation, molecular function: protein binding. The transcript has a single exon.